Molecule: messenger RNA, 1569 nt
Organism: Arabis nemorensis
Lineage: Eukaryota; Viridiplantae; Streptophyta; Magnoliopsida; Brassicales; Brassicaceae
Source: the annotation of a GenBank genome assembly
AUGGAGAGGGAUGAGGCUUAUCGUCCGUAUUUACGGUGGUUAUCUUUGGGGUCGGCGAAAUCUCUUCAAAGCCUAAGGCCACAUCGGGAGCCGCCAGGAACGCCGGAGCAGCAGGAGUCUCCGGAUCCGCCGGAGCCUCCAGGUCUGCCGGAUCCACCGCCGCGAAACGAGCGAAUCUCUGGUGCUUAUCAUCGGAUCCUCCCACCUCAACCGGCGGCAGUUGGAAUACGGCUUCCUUCGUCGAGAUGUUACUGCCACAACGCGAGGUCACCGUCCUCCUUCCGUUUGAUUCUCUCCGGUGUAGAUGACCUUCGGUGGGGUCCGAUCUGUGUCCCUGUACCGGAAAGCGAAAUCGAUAAAGGCGACGGUGAGAUCUCGGAAGCUGAAUUCGAAGUUGAUGGGCUGUUUGAAAGAGAUGGGCCUUCGAACAUUCAAACUGAUAGGUGGGCCUGGCCCAAAUGUUUUAAGGUACCAUGUUCUGUUUUUUUAAAUGUUCUCUGGGGAAAAAGCUCAUCAACUCCACAACAUAUAACUCCGUCAAAGUUAAGGCUACAGAAAGCUUCUACAACAAGAGAUGCUCGUUAUCUGAUCUCUACCGCUAUGGUCACUAAUCUUAAUGGGAGAUUGAAGUUGGAAGUUUCUGAAUCAAUUCUGGGCAGGCCAUUGCCCAGCUCGUUAAACCAAAUGGUCAAUGUUUCAAGGCUUUCCAUAUCGAGCGUGGAGUUGCCAUCUUGCCUUCGAUGGGUUUCUAUUCAACAAUCGUCGUGCAUCAAGUCGCCGCGUGGGUCUAUUCCGAGCUUAUCCGUCUCCGUGAUAGGUCAAAGCUCGAUCUUCGGCAUGUGUCCUUCCGGAAUGUUUCCUGAGUUUAUUCGUAUAUUAGGCAUUGGGCUCAUACCUGAUUGGGCGAGUCUCCGGUGUAUCACAAUCGUUCAUCCACCCCUCCGGUCCAYCUAUCGGAUAAGGCUGUCUCRUCCUCCUGAAUCCACCGUAGCGUCUUUGUUUUUCUACGCAUUAGGUAAGGAGGUUUAUUGGGCUGUGCAACAUAGGACAAGGGGGCUUCUUAGCCCAAACCCAUUUCCCAACUCAAAUCCAUCUCCCAGAACCAAACUCUUAGAGAGUUYUCUCGGUUGGUUUAUAGUGAGAACUAUGAUCAAUGUAUGGUUGGAGAUGUCGAAUGUAGCAACUUAUUCCCUAUGGGAAGGACCGUUGCAAACUUCCUUCUCUUUGAGAGGAGGUGAAUUAUUCCCGAGUUCCAUGCCGGGAAAACUUAUGAAUGUCUUUGCCAAAUUGUUUUCUUGCUUAGGAGUCUCGAGGCCCGAAGAAACAAACGGGAGUGUUUUGGCGCUUCUCGGAGGCAAAGCUUCACUUUCAACGUCACUACAAGUGACUAACUCCAGCCUAGGCGGCCAUUUCGGCUUUGCKGGUAAGAUCAUUUCGACGCAUUCGGAUUGUGAUUCGAGUUUGCAGUCAAGUGAUCACUCUUUAUCUGUUUUAAUCUGUAUUGCUUUUAAAUUGUAUUAUCAAAAUUUCAGAGGAUGGUUAAUUCCCUCUGCUUGUAUUGUUGAAUAG